CGCCCCGCGCGUUCACGAUACCGGCACACUAGCUGCAUGAUGGCCGAGGGAGGCGGACCCGAGUCGGGCGGCGCGGCAGACUCUGACUCGGAGCUGGUGGCCGCACAAAUGCCAACACCGUCAACUGAAAGCCAAAAACAGAUUAUUGGCUCACUUUUGAAAACAACUUUAAGAAAAGGCGAGGAAUGGUAUCUGGUUGACAGCCGGUGGUUCAAACAGUGGAAGAAGUAUGUGGGUUUUGACAGCUGGGACAUGUACAAUGUUGGAGAACGCAACCUCUACCCAGGACCAAUUGAUAACUCCGGGCUGUUUUCAGACCAGAAGACUCAGGCCUUGAAAGAGCACCUUAUUGAUGAGCUGGACUAUGUCCUUGUACCAACGCAGGCAUGGAAUAAGCUUGUCAGCUGGUAUGGUUGCCUGGAAGGCCAAAGACCCAUUGUCAGGAAGGUGGUGGAACACGGCAUGUUUGUUAAGCAUUGCAAAGUGGAAGUGUAUUUUCUGGAGUUGAACUUGUGUGAGAAUGACAACAUGGACAGUGUGGUCACACGUCAUUUCAGUAAAGCAGAUACUAUAGAUACUAUAGAGAAAGAGAUGAGGACGCUGUUCGAUAUCCCAUCAGAGAAGGAGACGCGCCUCUGGAACAAAUAUAUGAGCAACACAUAUGAGCAGCUGAACAAACCAGACAGCACAGUACAGGAUGCUGGUCUCUUCCAGGGUCAGGUGCUUGUGAUUGAAUGUAAGAAUGAGGAUGGCACAUGGCCGAGACAAGUCUCACAUCCCAAAUCCAGCACAGCUCUAUCCAGGAAUUUUACUACCUCCCCCAAACUCUCCACUAACUCGUCAGCCAGUAUCUCCGCAACAGUAACCAACGGUGACAGUAGCUGUAACCCUGGUUACACGCUUAACAACAGCACGUACUCUGGAAACCGAUUGGGGGGCUACAAUUCAUACAGUUCCUCCUACAACUACAGAGAGUCUCAGUCGCAGCCUGGUCUGUGCGGUCUGAGUAAUUUAGGAAACACAUGCUUCAUGAACUCUGCUCUUCAGUGCCUGAGCAAUGCAUCUCCACUCACAGAGUACUUCAUGAAUGACCAGUACGAGGCGGAGAUUAAUCGAGAGAAUCCCUUGGGAAUGAGGGGCGAGAUUGCAGAAGCCUAUGCUGAUUUAGUAAAGCAGAUGUGGCUCAGCCGCAGCAGCUAUGUUGCCCCACGUACCUUCAAAACCCAGGUUGGACGAUUUGCUCCCCAAUUUUCAGGAUACCAGCAGCAAGAUUCCCAGGAACUGUUGGCAUUUCUGCUUGAUGGACUUCAUGAAGAUCUGAACCGUGUUAAGAAGAAGCCUUACCUGGCCUUAAGAGAUGCAGAGGGCCGUCCAGAUGAGAUUGUUGCAAAAGAAGCAUGGACAAAUCAUCGUUUGCGCAAUGACUCAAUUAUAGUUGAUAUUUUUCAUGGCCUCUUCAAAUCCACUUUGGUGUGCCCAGAGUGUUCCAAGGUGUCUGUAACAUUCGACCCUUUCUGCUACCUCACACUGCCUCUGCCCAUGAAGAAGGAUCGUACUAUGGAAGUUUUCUUGGUGCGAUCCAACCCUCAGUCUAGACCCACACAGUAUCGAGUUGUGUCCCCAAAUUUGGGCGCGGUGACGUUGUGCAGCGCCCUGUCCAAACUCUGUGGAAUACCUCCAGAAAAUAUGGUUGUGACUGACGUUUACAAUCACAGGUUCCUACAAAAUUUACAGAGAGAGGAUGGUCUCAGCCAGAUCAUGGAAAAAGAUGACCAUCUUUGUAUGAGGUACAGGAGGGAAGACAGUGAGCGGAUGAACUUGCCUAUAUAUUUCAGGGAGCGUCACUUCAAACAUGGUGGAAGCACAGGCACCAUGCUGUUUGGCCAGCCUUUACUUACCACCGUGCCCAGACACAACCUCCAAGCAGAUGUUCUGUAUGAUAAGAUCUCAAGAGGAUUGGGUGAGAAACUACUCCUACGAUAUGUAAAGCACUGUCAGAGCCCCAGUAGUGAAAGCAGAGCUUCAGCCUCCGCCACGUUUGCCAGCUGUAGUCAGGCCCCUGAAUGUUCCACAUCAUCGAGCAUCAAUGCUGGCCUGGGUGGCUGUGGUAGCCCCCUCUCAGAUGGGGCUUCCUGCAGUGCCAGUUCAAGUAAUGGCAGCAACCACUCAGGGACCUGUAAUGAGCCCAAUGGGCUCUAUGACGGUGAGGAGGAAGCUAUGGACCACCAGGUGAGUCCGGAGCCAGAGAAUGGCCAUUCUGAAGAGGAGGAAGAGACUUCAGACUUGGAAAAUGGCCAUAAAGGAGACUCGGCCAAGCUGUGCUCUUCGCCAAACAAGCUCUUCACUUUCAGCAUUGUCAAUUCUUAUGGAACAGCCAACAUAAGCCCAUUGCCUUGUGACGGAAAUUUCCUCAAACUCAAUCCACAUUCGACUGUAGCAAUUGAUUGGGACAUGGAUUCAAAGAAACUGUGUUAUGAUGAACAGGAAGCAGAGGCCUAUGAAAAACAUGAAAGCAUGCUCCAGCCCCAAAAAAAGAAAGCUACUGUGGCUCUGAGGGAAUGCAUUGAGCUCUUUACAACCAUGGAGACACUUGGAGAACAUGAUCCAUGGUAUUGCCCCACAUGUAAGAAACAUCAACAGGCCACAAAAAAAUUUGACUUGUGGUCAUUGCCUCGUAUUCUGGUUGUUCACCUAAAGCGCUUCUCUUAUAACCGAUGUUGGAGGGACAAACUGGACACAGUGGUGGACUUUCCGAUCAGGGAUUUGAACAUGUCCGAGUUUGUGUGCGACCCCAAGGCUGACCCCUACAUAUAUGACCUCAUUGCUGUUUCAAACCACUAUGGAGGAAUGGGAGGCGGUCACUAUACGGCUUAUGGUAAGAACAAGGUGGAUGGAAAGUGGUAUUACUUUGAUGAUAGCAGUGUUUCAUCUGCAUCGGAGGACCAGAUUGUGACUAAAGCGGCGUACGUCUUGUUCUAUCAGCGCAGAGACGAAGAAGCCAAACCUCAGCCUUCUGCCUCGCUAGGGGGAAAUAUGGACGCAUGCGACGACCACAUGGACACAAACUGAGGAGCACUGAUGCAAAAGGACAUGCACUGAGACAUUAUUUGGCAAAUAAAGACACUCGGUCCAACAGGCAAUGCUAUUUUAGUGACGGAAGAUGCCACACAGUUAACAUACCUUCCUCCAUAUUUCAUUUAAUUUUUUUCCCCCCUUGUCUUGUCAGCUGGAGCUGUCAGUCUUGUCUGAAGAUGCACCUGAGAGACUUCCUCCCUGCAGGGGGUAACCACCUGUUUUCGAAGACCGUUUAUUAUAAAGAGGAACGUAAAUGGGUGUAGAGCCUCUUACUGGAUGAACAGUGUUUGACGUGCCCUCAGAUCUAUAAGUAAACAAAUGUCUUUUGCCCACACGAACAGGGGAAAUGAUUUUAAAAAGCCAAAUGUACAUUUUGUUUGAACCAAAGUGUCCCAAUGUAUUUUAUAAAAUGUACUGUCCACUUUCCUUCACGGCGUUAACGGUGAACUGUGCUUCACGUCUGAUAACCCUCCUCUGAUGAGGUACAUCAAACACAUCGUGUCACUCUUACCGGGUCUGUACAGGACUGAUCCAAAGUUCUGCGCUUACGGACCAGCUGCUCCAGGGCCUCUUCACGUGACGGUCCAGCUCAAUAGUCGAGAGUGAUUCCUACAGCUGCUUUGUUUAUUUAUUGUAUUUUUUUUUUUUUUUUUUUUUUUAGAGCUGUCACCUGACUGUGACACGGCACACUUGGGUUAACUGUUGGUCAUGUUUUACACUGAAAGGGUUUUCCAACACUGGUCACUCCUUAAGUGCCUCCACCGUUCCAUGUUUUAUGUUUCUCUCUGCUCCACACACAGCUAACCGGCUCAGUCUCAGCAGAGAGGAGGCUUACAUAGUUAAACUGGGGAGAGAUGGAAACAUUAAGCGUGGAGGUGCUUAGGGCCCAAGCAUGAGAAAUGUUUUGCUGACAGUUCGAAGAAAUUGCAUGAAUUUUUUUUUAUUUUUUUUUUUAGUGAUCUGUGUGACUGAAGUUCUAAUUUUCAUUUAAGGUAUUUCCUAAAUCAAAUAUGACAUUCUGAAAUGUUUGAUUACUGUUUAAAUGUGGAUGCCAUUGCCUCAUUUCUGUUUUCACAAAGAGUUGAAUAAUGAUUCAUCCAUCUUUAUUUGAAUGAUAGAAUUUUAUUUUCUCUGAAAGGGAAGGAAAAUAAGAAAUCUGGAUAUUGGAAAAGCUGCAUUUUUGAUUAGCUGAAGGUGGUGGUGUUAAAAAAAAUAAAACAGCUAAAUGUAAAAUGACUACUGCCAAAUAUGCAUGCCUCCACUUUUGUGAAAGAGGAAGGCUGAUGGUCAAAAUUCAGUUUUUCAUUGAACGGGUCUUUUAUUAAAAAUGAAAUAGAAAUUUGCCUUGUCACGCAUGUAUACUUUUUUUUUUUAUUCUUACCCAGCAUUUGUCAGUCACCCUCAGAGUCAUAGUUAUGAUUUUAGACCACACAUUGUGGCUGAAUGAACAGAUAUGUUUAAUGAACUGUAGUUUUUGUUUCUCCUACAGAUUCUGGAUCUUAAGAUGCUCUUAAUGUUGUACUUUUGGUGAGGAGACACCUGAUUUACAUUCAUAUUAAUGAGUGACUUAAAUUUCAGUGCUUUUGGGAAACGCCUCCUUAGGAGUGUUUGUAAUAUCCUUUCGGGAAGGGAGGCCCUGGUCUGCUGGAGAUGUUUUGAAUCUAAACCUCAGAGGGGUCGUGUUGUUUGAACGUUCUGACCUUUGUCUGCCAGUAACAGUAACUGUAGCUGUUUUCCGGCCAUGCUUUUUGUUUAUCAUCACUUUUGGUUUUGGAAACUUGGCAUGGCAGGUCUGCUGUGUCUCAAACCCUCAACUUUAGUAUAUAUAUAUAUAUAUAUAUUUGGGUCAUCACGAUACAAAAGCGGCCUUUUGAUUCCUGCAUCCUGACUUAAAAGGAGGCACUUUGACUUCUUGGAUAUGAGUGUAUUUACAAAUUGCAGAGUUCUAUGGUUUGGCCUUAGCAUUAAGAUUUCUGGUCUGUCAUACAGUUAAAUGUGUCAAUGAGCAUAUUUUUGAUUGCUGCCUGGUUGGAUCCCAAGCUCACCUGCAAUGGCUUGUCCUCAUUAGUUGUGUACAUUCAUGCAGCUCUGUAUUGAAAUGGCUAUUAUUUGAUAUCUUUAAAGCACACUGAGUGAAUCAUAAAUAAACUAGUAUAAAAGUGGUGCUGUAUUUAUGAGACUUGAACUUAGUCUUAGUUGUGAUGAACAAUGGCCGUUUGUGUUGGCAGGACACCAGGACCUUAACAGCUGGCACUCGCAGCCGAAUGUUUUCCAGUGCCGUUGUGUUAAUCCAUGACUUUUCAAGAAAAUGCGCCCUCAUAUAAUUUCUUAUUUAUGGACAGUUAUUUUGCAAAGCGAAAACAUGACUUUAUAUUUAUUAAUCCAAAUCAGAUGGUUGUCAUGAUGUUUUAUUUCCAUAAAAUGGAGCUCUUGCUCUGUGGCGUAAAUUAACGGCGUCAGCUUACGUUGGUCAGUUUGUCCUGCCGUCACCCUCUGAUUGCCUAAAUAUUUAUGCUGUGUGUGAGAACAGCUUUGCCGUUGAAUCUGUCAUCCCAGACAUUUAGUUGAAAAUCAAAUUGGACUCGUGAUUGCGAGUCUAAUUCAGCCUAAUUUAUGACAGCAAUUCAAAUGAACUGAAGACAUGUAAAUAAUCACACUACUUUAAAUAGGUGUAUAAAUUCUUGUCAUAUUUAUCAUCUUGCCGAUAUGGUCAAUGCAGUAUUUGUUUUGAAUUUAAAUAUUUGAGUUGAAAGUACAAUAAAGACUGGAAGCCUCAA
Messenger RNA from Thalassophryne amazonica, 5852 nucleotides. RefSeq names its product ubiquitin specific peptidase 4 (proto-oncogene) (gene usp4). The record is from RefSeq and is a predicted model, not a curated record. Gene Ontology annotation, biological process: protein deubiquitination. Gene Ontology annotation, molecular function: cysteine-type deubiquitinase activity. Lineage: Eukaryota; Metazoa; Chordata; Actinopteri; Batrachoidiformes; Batrachoididae.